AUGGACCCCUUCCCAGAUGACUUGACAGCCCCUUGGCCCGAAUGGACUUUGCCUCAGCUUUCCUCUGCCUGGCCUGGAACGCUAAGGUCUGGCAUGGUACCCCGAGAGCCUACAGCCACAGACAGGUCUGAGGUGCCUGCUGAGGGCAGGAGCUCUCCACCAUUCCCUGGGGAGCCCUGGAAAGUGUGUGUCAACAUGCACAGCUUCAAGCCAGAAGAGCUGAUGGUAAAGACCAAGGAUGGAUACAUGGAAGUGUCAGGCAUCCAGCAGGAAGGUGGGAUUGUCUCCAGGAACUUCACCAAGAAAAUACAGUUUCCUGCAGAAGUGGAUCCAGUGGCCGCAUUUGUCUCACUUCUUUAG
Molecule: messenger RNA, 360 nt
Organism: Rattus rattus (black rat)
Lineage: Eukaryota; Metazoa; Chordata; Mammalia; Rodentia; Muridae
Product: heat shock protein beta-8-like
Exons: 1
Coding region: 1-360 (119 amino acids)
Biological process (GO): cellular response to unfolded protein
Cellular component (GO): nucleus; protein folding chaperone complex; cytoplasm
Molecular function (GO): protein homodimerization activity
Source: RefSeq, a predicted model, not a curated record